AAAGUACUCGUGUGGUGUAAGGGGAAUACAUUGGAAGAGCUUGGCCGUUGGGAAUCAGUGCUUCAUUCAUCAAUAUAUCACCGUCAUCUUCCCUUUACUGUUAACGUAUCGUGAAGUCUACAGAGAAGUCUUUGCAUGAGAUUAUCAACUUGACACACCAUGUCCGCAAUUCCGGGCUUGUCUCUUCCGGGCCUGUCUCUUCCGGGCUUGGGACUUUCAAGCACGCCGAUAUCCGCUACACAACAACCUCCAGGCACAUCAACAGCACCCUCGCGAUAUGAAGAGCUGCCAGCCCAAUCCGAAUACCGCUUCGAAGUAGGCUUUAAUCAAACAUUACGCAUCAAACUCACCAGCGGUACAGCUGAGCUCUUCGGAACGGAACUUCCAGUGUCUACGAAAGACUACUAUGUCUUUACUGGCACAAAAGCCGCGAUAUAUACGUGGCACGGAUGCCGACUAGAGCUCCAAGGCGAUACAGAGGUCGAGUAUGUGUCCGAGGAAACACAGAUGCUGGCGUAUGCGAAUGUCCACUUCGGCCUCGAGAAUGAGCGUGAGAAGAUCGCCAAUACAGGCAGCCAUAACAUUACAUCUGAUACCGAUCUCGGUCCACGUGUCCUCAUCGUUGGCCCUUCGAACGCAGGAAAGACAAGUCUUGUCAAGACUCUCACUGCUUACGCUGUCAAAUCUGGCCGCCAGCCCAUGGUCGUCAACCUUGACACUCACCAAGGCAUGCUCAGCGUUCCAGGUUCGAUUUCCACCGCAGUAUUCACUAGUAUCCUUGACGUCGAAGAGGGUUGGGGGAGCUCUCCCAUCUCUGGCCCAAGCCCAGUGCCCGUCAAGAUGCCCUUAGUAUACCACCUUGGUCUCGCCUCGCCCGACGACGCUGGCACAAUAUUCAGGCCGCUCAUCACACGCAUGGCCCUCGCUGUGACAAGCCGCCUUACUGAAGACGCCUCUGCUCGCGUCGCAGGCUGCAUAAUAGACACACCUGGCAGUAUCGCUGCAGGCAAAGCUGGACAUUACGACGCCAUCGCCCACAUUAUCUCCGAAUUCAGCGUGAAUGUUGUUCUCGUUCUGGGCUCAGAACGCCUCUACUCCGACCUAAACCGUCGCUACGCCAAAGCCUCUGAAGACCCCGUCUCGAUCAUCAAACUUGACAAAUCCGGCGGCUGCGUCGACCGCGACGAGGCGUUCAUGAAGACCCUCCGCGCAACCCAGAUCCGCGCAUAUUUCUUCGGCCACAACAGCCUCAACACGCUCUCUCCACACACGCAUUGGGUCGAAUUCGGCGCGCUGCACAUCUACCGUAUCAUAACCUCAGACAACACGCAACGAAAUACGUCCUUCUUGCCCGGCGAUGACGACGAUUUCCCCUCUCUCGGCGGCAAUGCUGCUGACAAGAUUUACGAGAAAGUGGCGCCGAGUAUGAUGAUGCAGAACUGUCUGCUUGCAGUGACGAGCGCGCAGCCGAACGACUCACACGAGAACAUCCGUAAUUCGAGUGUGUUGGGAUACCUGUAUGUUGCCGACGUAGAGGAGGCGAAAAAGAGAGUGAGGUUGUUGGCACCGAUUAGUGGGCGCUUGCCCGGGAAUGCGCUGGUCUUUGGGAAUUGGCCAGAGGAUGUGGCAGAUCUCGUCGGAUGA
Messenger RNA from Pseudovirgaria hyperparasitica, 1644 nucleotides. Its product is annotated as mRNA cleavage and polyadenylation factor IA/II complex. The record is from RefSeq and is a predicted model, not a curated record. Gene Ontology annotation, cellular component: nucleus; mRNA cleavage factor complex. The transcript has a single exon. Gene Ontology annotation, biological process: tRNA splicing, via endonucleolytic cleavage and ligation. Gene Ontology annotation, molecular function: polynucleotide 5'-hydroxyl-kinase activity. Bases 160 to 1644 code for a protein of 494 amino acids. Lineage: Eukaryota; Fungi; Ascomycota; Dothideomycetes; Acrospermales; Acrospermaceae.